AUGUCAGGAGCCGUCGCCACCUUCACAAACCCGCGACUACUGGAGCGCACUGGUGCUGAGCGCACCGAAUAUGAAGAUGCCUACCAGUGGCGAGGGCUUCCAGAAAAGCCCCAAGACACCCAAGAAGACUUCGACACCGCCAACCCGCCCGUAGACCCCGCCAUGUACAACACGACCACCAAGGACGCCUACAAGAAGCACGACCCCGACGCGUACAGGCGCGACAUGCCGGCGGACGACGGUGAGGGCUACGAGAAGGUGCCCGUGGACCCCGCCAUGUACAACACGACCACCAAGGACGCCUACAAGAAGCACGACCCCGACGCGUACAGGCGCGACAUGCCGGCGGACGACGGUGAGGGCUGCGAGAAGGUGCCCGUGGACCCCGCCAUGUACAACACGACCACCAAGGACGCCUACAAGAAGCACGACCCCGACGCGUACAGGCGCGACAUGCCGGCGGACGACGGUGAGGGCUACGAGAAGGUGCCCGUGGACCCCGCCAUGUACAACACGACCACCAAGGACGCCUACAAGAAGCACGACCCCGACGCGUACAGGCGCGACAUGCCGGCGGACGACGGUGAGGGCUACGAGAAGGUGCCCGUGGACCCCGCCAUGUACAACACGACCACCAAGGACGCCUACAAGAAGCACGACCCCGACGCGUACAGGCGCGACAUGCCGGCGGACGACGGUGAGGGCUACGAGAAGGUGCCCGUGGACCCCGCCAUGUACAACACGACCACCAAGGACGCCUACAAGAAGCACGACCCCGACGCGUACAGGCGCGACAUGCCGGCGGACGACGGUGAGGGCUACGAGAAGGUGCCCGUGGACCCCGCCAUGUACAACACGACCACCAAGGACGCCUACAAGAAGCACGACCCCGACGCGUACAGGCGCGACAUGCCGGCGGACGACGGUGAGGGCUACGAGAAGGUGCCCGUGGACCCCGCCAUGUACAACACGACCACCAAGGACGCCUACAAGAAGCACGACCCCGACGCGUACAGGCGCGACAUGCCGGCGGACGACGGUGAGGGCUACGAGAAGGUGCCCGUGGACCCCGCCAUGUACAACACGACCACCAAGGACGCCUACAAGAAGUACGACCCCGACGCGUACAGGCGCGACAUGCCGGCGGACGACGGUGAGGGCUACGAGAAGGUGCCCGUGGACCCCGCCAUGUACAACACGACCACCAAGGACGCCUACAAGAAGUACGACCCCGACGCGUACAGGCGCGACAUGCUGGCGGACGACGGUGAGGGCUACGAGAAGGUGCCCGUAGACCCCGCCAUGUACAACACGACCACCAAGGACGCCUACAAGAAGCACGACCCCGACGCGUACAGGCGCGACAUGCUGGCGGACGACGGUGAGGGCUACGAGAAGGUGCCCGUGGACCCCGCCAUGUACAACACGACCACCAAGGACGCCUACAAGAAGCACGACCCCGACGCGUACAGGCGCGACAUGCCGGCGGACGACGGUGAGGGCUACGAGAAGGUGCCCGUGGACCCCGCCAUGUACAACACGACCACCAAGGACGCCUACAAGAAGUACGACCCCGACGCGUACAGGCGCGACAUGCCGGCGGACGACGGUGAGGGCUACGAGAAGGUGCCCGUGGACCCCGCCAUGUACAACACGACCACCAAGGACGCCUACAAGAAGCACGACCCCGACGCGUACAGGCGCGACAUGCCGGCGGACGACGGUGAGGGCUACGAGAAGGUGCCCGUGGACCCCGCCAUGUACAACACGACCACCAAGGACGCCUACAAGAAGUACGACCCCGACGCGUACAGGCGCGACAUGCCGGCGGACGACGGUGAGGGCUACGAGAAGGUGCCCGUGGACCCCGCCAUGUACAACACGACCACCAAGGACGCCUACAAGAAGCACGACCCCGACGCGUACAGGCGCGACAUGCCGGCGGACGACGGUGAGGGCUACGAGAAGGUGCCCGUGGACCCCGCCAUGUACAACACGACCACCAAGGACGCCUACAAGAAGCACGACCCCGACGCGUACAGGCGCGACAUGCCGGCGGACGACGGUGAGGGCUACGAGAAGGUGCCCGUGGACCCCGCCAUGUACAACACGACCACCAAGGACGCCUACAAGAAGCACGACCCCGACGCGUACAGGCGCGACAUGCCGGCGGACGACGGUGAGGGCUACGAGAAGGUGCCCGUGGACCCCGCCAUGUACAACACGACCACCAAGGACGCCUACAAGAAGUACGACCCCGACGCGUACAUUUGUACUAACGAUGAGGGGCCUGCUGAAGACGAGGUAGUACCGCUGUCCGACAGGGCUUCCUCUAGACGGGAGGAGAGGCG
Messenger RNA from Leishmania mexicana MHOM/GT/2001/U1103, 2351 nucleotides. RefSeq names its product putative microtubule-associated protein. Gene Ontology annotation, molecular function: microtubule binding. The transcript has a single exon. The annotation marks the transcript as partial. The record is from RefSeq and is a predicted model, not a curated record. Lineage: Eukaryota; Euglenozoa; Kinetoplastea; Trypanosomatida; Trypanosomatidae.